Phanerochaete carnosa HHB-10118-sp is the source of this 1586-nucleotide messenger RNA. RefSeq lists its product as uncharacterized. Lineage: Eukaryota; Fungi; Basidiomycota; Agaricomycetes; Polyporales; Phanerochaetaceae. Gene Ontology annotation, biological process: transmembrane transport; carbohydrate transport. The record is from RefSeq and is a predicted model, not a curated record. Bases 41 to 1510 code for a protein of 489 amino acids. Gene Ontology annotation, cellular component: membrane. The transcript is spliced from 14 exons. Gene Ontology annotation, molecular function: carbohydrate:proton symporter activity.
CCCUGCCACACACGAAGCUACACGACGUCCAAACGACAGGAUGGGACGCCUAUUCAACAUCUUCACGGCUGCCUUCUGUUCGAUAGGUGCCUUUUUGUUUGGAUAUGACAGCGGAAUCAUCGCCUCGGUGAUCACCUUCUCCGCGUUCAAGAGCUUCAUCGGACCCGCGAGCCAAUAUGAUAGCUUGUCUGGUGCCGUGGUGUCGACAUUCACUGGUGGCUGUUUCUUUGGGGCUGCUUUGGCAGGAUGGUCAAGCGACAGGCUCGGCCGUAAACGAAGUACACAGCUCGGGGCAGUCAUCGCACUGUGGGGAUGCGCGAUGCAAUCUGGAGCCAACAACUUUGCGUGUAUGCUUAUAGGCCGUAUAGUGACCGGGUUCGCCAUCGGGAUCCUAUCCAUGACCGUUCCUCUGUACAACACAGAAAUUGCCCCACCGAAGAUCCGAGGCUUCGUUGUCGGCCUCACGCAACAAAUGAUCGGCAUCGGAUUCAUCGUCGCUAACUGGGUCGGCUACGGCUGCCAGUUUCUGGACGGCAACCAGGGGUGGCGCCUCGCGCUCGGUCUACAGCUCGUCCCCGCCUCUCUCCUGCUCAUUGGAAUUCAAUUUCUGCCUUUCUCUCCUCGCUGGCUCCUCGAGCAGAACCGCGACGACGAAGCACGUGCGGUCGUCUACAGGCUGCACAGUGCCUCCACUCCGGAAGAAAAGGAAGCUGCAGAAACCGAGUUCCUAGAGAUGCAGGCCGUCAUCAAAGCCGAGGCGUCCCAGCGGUCCAGGAACCUGUCCGACCUGUGGGCCACCCGAGCGAUGCUCAAGCGUACGCUCGUCGCCGUGGGCGUGCAGGUGUUUGGGCAGUUCUCCGGGAUUAAUGUCAUCAACUACUUUGGCCCUUCGAUGUAUCAGGCACUCGGCCUGAGUCCUGGCCAAUCGUUGCUCGUGCAAGGCAUUUACGGUGCCGUUGGGCCUAUCACAAACUUCUUUUUCAUUACCCUCAUCCUCGAUACCGUCGGACGCAAGAAGCCGCUCAUGUUUGGCGCGGGUAGCUUUGUGGUUACAUACUCGAUCCUGACAGCAAUUGUCGCGUGUUUCCCUUCCGAAGUCAAUGGCGUCGCGAACACACAUCACGCUGCACAGAGGGCUGGCAUCGCUAUGAUCUUUUUGACAAGCAUCUUCUUCUCUCUGUCCUUUGGACCAGUGUCCUGGGUCCUUGCUUCUGAGGUUUUUCCAAUGAGGACUCGGUCGAUGGGCACUUCUGUGGCCACCUGCGCGAACUGGGCAUUCAAUGUUCUAUUCUCUCAAGUCUCCAAUCUAGCUCUCAAUAACGUCAGCUGGCGAUACUAUCUCCUGUUCAUCAUCUUGAAUGCUAUCGACUUCGUCGUCAUCGCUUUGUUCUUCCCCGAGACUAAAGGAAAGUCGCUGGAGGAAAUGGCAGAGAUAUUUGGCGACGAGGUGGUCCUCUCGGAAACACAUGACAACCACUCUGACCACAAACUCGAGAGCGAGAAGGCCUAGGCUCAGCCGAAAGUAGGAAGCACAUGCCGCAUGCUGUAGCCAUGAUACAAUGCAGCUUUUUAGCAUCGCCUGCCGG